Molecule: messenger RNA, 921 nt
Organism: Perkinsus marinus ATCC 50983
Lineage: Eukaryota; Perkinsozoa; Perkinsida; Perkinsidae
Exons: 1
Coding region: 1-921 (306 amino acids)
Source: RefSeq, a predicted model, not a curated record
AUGUUUCAACUUAUCAUAAUCAAGAAGAGUGAGAUUGCGGAUAUUGGUCCCCGAGCUAUAGGCUGGCAUCUCGCCCUUGAUGGGCUGGCCAUCAAGAUGUGCUCUGAAAUAUCUUUAGAGCUGGCCGAUGAUGAGAUAUGUAUGCUGCUCCCGCUCUCUCUCGAUGGUGGUUCAGUGACGGACGAGGAUAUGCUUCGCUCUUCAACUUUUCGUGAACGUAAAGCACAGUUGUUAGCUCUGCAUAGGUUCCUCCCUCUAUGCACCUCUCCUGUGGUGAUGAUUGGUGAUAAUGCUAACUCUGUUGGUGGUCGGUAUUGGCAUACUCUUGAAGCUGAUCAUGCGGCUACCGAGCUGGAUCUUAGGAUGGUAACUGAAUACCAUCGGACAGUUGAUGCUACAUUGUGGGUGCCUCGUCUUUCAGUGGUUAAGCUUGUGGAUUCCAUGGCAAGGGUCCUACCACAGGAUCUUGCCUCUGGUGAUGUCACUGAGGUUGAUCCUCUGCAUAUCUCAAGUAGUCUUCUACAAGAAGACGCUAUUGGUGAGUUUUAUUCUGAGACGUUGGAUGUGCUUGGUGAUGAUGAUGAUGAUGAUGACGAUAUAGCAAUUGAACCAUUUCAGUGUCCCCGUUACUGUGACCUAGAUGCAGUCAGGGAAGCCCUGCAGACAUGUGCUGAGGUUCAAGCUCUUGCUAAAGGUAACGGCUUCAUCAAAGAUGAUGAUGGAGUUGUUUUCCGGGUCCAAAGGUUCAAUGCUUUGGGUAGUAUUGUUAAGCAACUUGUACUGCCUGUCGACGUCAGGAAGGAAUUGGUGAUGCACGCGCAUGCAGACUGUCAUGCUAACUCGAGACAGCUGAAGUUGCUGCUCUCGGACUGGUGUUGGUUUCCGAAGAUGGGGAACCUCUGUCGUCUGUCCACACUCUGA